Messenger RNA from Trichoplax adhaerens, 1884 nucleotides. RefSeq lists its product as uncharacterized. Bases 1 to 1884 code for a protein of 627 amino acids. The transcript is spliced from 10 exons. The record is from RefSeq and is a predicted model, not a curated record. Gene Ontology annotation, molecular function: protein binding. Lineage: Eukaryota; Metazoa; Placozoa; Uniplacotomia; Trichoplacea; Trichoplacidae. Gene Ontology annotation, cellular component: plasma membrane.
AUGGAGAGUCUAAGCUGUCUCUCUAUGUUUUAUUCCAUCUGCAUUUACGUCGUAAUUGUAAUCCUAUCUAUAAUUCAAGCUGGAAAUAGUGCCUUAGCAAACGAAUAUAAUUGUUCAGUUAUUGGAGUUAAAGCAUUUUGUCAGAAUUUAGCACUUCGAUCUGUGCCUGAUUAUUUAAGUCAAGAGACUGAACAACUGUAUCUUCAAUUUAAUUCCAUCGAUAAUUUAAAGGAAGAUCAAUUUUCUAAAUUUAAGCGUUUAGAAUAUUUAGAUUUAUCCUUUAACAAAUUAAAAGGUUUUCCAAGAAAUGUAUUUAAAUUACCAUCUUUAAAGCAACUAUUACUGCAAGGAAAUCCUGUUAAUUGUUCAUGCUCACUAAAUUGGACAAAUGGUGAUGCAAAUCGACUUAGUUUAGCUGAUAAUGCAGUUUGUGCUGUGCCCUCGCAAUAUUCGCAUUUAAAAUUAAGGGAUUUGACUAAAGAAAAGAUCAAAUGCGAUGUAGCUCCAAGAAUUAAUACAAAUUGUAAAUCGCGACUAAAAGGCGAAGAAAAUACAUUAUUUAAUAUCAGUUGCUGUGCACAUGGAUAUCCAUCACCCAAUGUUGUUAUUUAUGACAACGAAGGCAGAGUUCUUAGUAAUCAGACUGAUCAGGUGGUAUGGAUUGGUUUAUUAACCUAUGAAAAUCGGAAUAAGCAAUAUACGUGUAUCGCUAAAAAUCACAUGGGUGAAAUAAGUCAAAAUUUUACUCUGGAAACAAUGUAUGGUCCAAAAUUUAUGAAUGACAAUUUCCUCAAUCAAGUAGUCCUAUAUCAAGGUCAUAAUAUCAGUUAUAGAAUCAACUGUCAAGCUCAGGCGAAUCCUAAUCAAGUCGUUUAUACCUGGAGUAUCGAGAAAAAUAACAUUAAUGAAGUAAUAAAUUAUCAACAAAGUAUUUAUGAGCUAAAUAAUAUUACAGCCGAUAAAUCUGGAAUUUAUUUCUGUAAAGUAUGCCAAGGAAUCAAAUGCCAAUUGCGAUAUACAAAUAUCACUAUCCACGAGCCAAGCGUUUCUAUCAGCUUCGAUGAGAAUACAGAAGGCAUUAAUUGUAGUACAACAUCUUGUGAUAUUUUACAAAAGUCCACCGUUAAAGCUACAUGCUUUAUCCAUUAUAAUCAAGUCAUCAUUUCUGAGCAAACGACGGGUGUCAAUUUCAAUUGGAUAUUACGCAAUGAAAAUAUUAAUUUUCAAGGAUGCAAUAAUACGUGCACUAAUUGCAAUUGUUCAAUGGCUAAUAAUCAUAAUCAAGCUGAAUUUUAUAUUAGCAAUAUUAAUAUAGAUCAGAAUGCUGUAAUGAGAUGUGAAGUAAAUUUUAAAAGUCCUCAUCUGCCUUCAUCCUUUGACAGCGUAGUCGAAUUGAAAGUUAUCCCUAUUUUAAUACCAUCACUGCAAGUAUUACCAAUCAAUAUCGAACGUGGUCAAAAAUCAGUUACAAUGACAUGUAAACCGUUAUAUUCUAUGGACAUAUACAAUUUCAACAAUUACAUACCUUUACCAAUUUCCAUAGCUUGGUUUACUGGUACUUCUCAGGAGCUACUUGAUGACGAUAAUAUUAACAUUAACACAGACUUGCAAGGAUUAGAGUCGAAUCUGAUUAUAAAGGAUAUAGAGCGGUUGGAAUUAGGGACUAACAGUGUUAAUGGUGUCGUCAAAAUUAAUAUUAAAUGUACGGGCACUAAUUCUGCUGGUGACAGUAAUGCUGAUAGCUUUAUUACAAUCCGAGAAUCUAACGUAACGUUUUGUCCUGGAGAUAUAUCUGAUGGAAUCCAAUGGAGUAUUACUCCAGCAGAAUAUACGGAUACUAAAGAUUGCGCUGUUGGAUUGACAGGUUACCUUUAUGUGGCUUAA